GCUUUGGAGUGCAGUGUGAGGAUGUCCACGUCCAUGUGCAAUUUCCAACCUCUUCCUCCUUUUUCCGGAGUGACAAUGGCAAAGGCGGGCCACAACCAGUCAAACACUCCCCUGUUGUGGAUGUGUUCACUGUUACCUUUAACAACACAACACUUCCCUGGAUUGCUACAUACAGCAAUCUUAAUUUAGUUACAUGUUUUGAAAUAAGGCUCUUGAACUCAGCACUGUAAUACUGCAAAAGUAGCCUCAUAAGUUAUUAAGCUCAUGUUUGUAAUGAAGCAAUGUCAUAAAUACAGAAGUACAUGAUCACUGUAGUCUUUGUUAACUCACAUGUGACUUUUGGUAUAAUUAGUGUUCUCCUACAAGCUGUUACAAUACAGAUGCAAGUGUAAUAUUAUACUGAUAACUUGUUUUGCAAUUAAAAUUCACGAGUCAUCAUAAAAAUUCAGACGUUUUUUCAUUUGUCCCAACAGGAAAAUGAGAAGAACAAGACAUAUCAUUGUGUUGCUCUCAGAUGAUGCUCUGCUGCUUCCUACUUACCAACAUAUUUGUAGAAAUAUGACAGUUGUAAUUUAUUGCACUGACUUAAAAGUAGGUGUAUUGGAUGUCAUUGGAACAAUCUUCCCGAGAUGUAAAAUGUUUAUUUCUUGAUAUUCUAACAGGAAAGGCACUGUACACCUCAAUGUUAAAUUUGAAUUAAUUUUGUAAGCAUAUGACAAAUGUUAAUACUUAAAUGCUGAAAUUGCACAUAGAAUUAUGGUGAAAAACAUGAGAUACAGCCAUAAUACCACUGUUAUUUGAUAUAUGAUUUAGCAAUGCAACAGGAAUUUUAAUUAUUGGUCAAAUUUGUCUAUAAAAUGUAAGAAAAUAGUAAAAUGUGCCAAUUCAGUUUUCAGUUUUUCCAAGAUGAUGUCACUUAACAGUCACAAAAUACAACAACAGUGAAUUUCCACUACAGAGAAGCUGGAAGUGGGUUUUAAAAACGUUGACAUGAAUGAUUUCCACUGCUGAUUAGUCUGAUAGUAUUUGCUAAAUAAAGACCUGCUAAACAUUUAAAUCCAGUGGACAGAAGAAAAGAAAUGGGUCUUUCAAAUGUACAGUGCGACCUCUGACAACCACCUGUUCAUAUCCUUGUUAUGCAACCUACCUCAUUCACACCGUGCUUCUCAGCCACUGGCCUGACAUGGCCCGGACACAUUCAGCCUAAGCUCAAGCAAGCAUGUCUCUACAACAACAUCAUUUAAACCUAGCUUUAGUUUUCAGAUUGGAGAUGCAGAGUAAAUACUGCUGUCAUGUCACGUGUCAGGUCCAUGGUUUUGACUGUGCUGAACAGCCAAAGAUGUGAAAGCACAGCUAGAGGCCUUACCUAAUAUCUUCAGGACAAGUUAUUGUUAGAACAACAACAAUGCCAGGGCCGACUAAAAAUACAGCUGGACUAACUGGCAUGCUUCUCGUCUUUACUUAUCUCUCACCUACUGUAGUACAAAACAAAAAUAUCUCCUCAGGACUGAUGAGAGGAACUUGGGAUUACAGUGAUCUGCUUAUAACAUUUUGUUUUAAAAUACACCACCACCACAACAACAACAAUAAUAAAAGGUUGCAUUGCUCAACAAUAUUGUUGAAUGAGAAAAUUUGAAUAAGUGAAAAGUGAAAAAAUCUUAUAAGGAAAACUGAAGUAAAACAGGUUUAACAUUCAUAGAUCAUUCUAGGUCUUUUUUUUUUUUUUUUUACAAAUGACAGAAAACAUAACAGUGAAUAAAAAAGCUAAUUAUAUUCACAAAUGUAUCAGCUGCAGUCAAAUGGAAACUUACACCCACAGAUUACACCUGUGAAAUAGGGCACUGUCACAUGGUGGUAUAUUCCUGCACUAUUUGCUGAUGCUGAAAUGGUGUAAACUUCCUUUAACACACCUCAGCUGUUUCCUAUAUGACGUUUUGCCUGGGAUUACAGGUUGAAGCUGUGGCAGCAUUUACGGACAAGUACGUACGUUACGUUACUUAACUGAGUGAGUGACAGCAGACAGGGACACCUGAGCCUCUGCUCACAUAACGCGACAGGAAUUCAUUACUCAAUGCUAUUCAUUAUUCAAUGCUUCCUUUUUCUGACAUUUCACAUCCUGAAUCAUUUACAAAGCAUUUUUUAUCUGAAUGUGAUUUGGUUGAGGACUUUGUGGAUCUUUAAAUAAAAAGUUUUGUUGACAGUAAUGAAUGAGAAAAAUCCAUAUACUUAAAGUGCACUCUUAUUAAACAUUAAUAUCAAACAUUACUAUUAAAAAAAGGGGGCAGCUAAUUUCCUAGUGAUUGUGACUGGAGUCACGCAUGAAAACAGAACAGGAAAAACUUUUCUGGCCAGUCAUGAACUUUACAGGUUCUUAGGAAAAAGGAUCCCAGUCCAGAGAUUUGGAAAUAUUUUAUCUGAGGAUGGACGAGAAAGAAAAUGGCUGGUUUCAUGGACAUUAAGUACAGAAAAACAAACCCCAGAAUCAUAAUAAAUAAAAAAAAAAAAAAAAAAAAAAAAAAAACCUGUACUAUUAACACUUGGUCCUAUUAUUGGUUUUCAUGUGAUCUUGGUGCCCAAAAUACUCCUGUAAAAACCUUCGCCAUGGACGUGUGACUCAAGGCUCAGGCCACCUCUUCCCACCCCCGGAGCAUCUGCCAUUAUGUAUCCUAUUAUGUAGCCCUGAAAACAAUUACAUAAAGCCUAUACACUGCUGAAUACGAGUGUUCAUCAGCUUACAGAAGGGGAUUUUGUUAACUGGAUUAGCGGUAGAUUUAAACUCUGCAUUUAGGUUCAAGAAGUGAAAAUAAUCAGUGAGCCCGUCUGUGCAUCAGGUAUAAAAGGCUGACACACCAUCUUCUCACCACAGCUCAGACAUACAGCAACAGCUCUGCUCUGAAAACCUCUUGCAGCUUCAUUCCACACUUCAGGUAAGGAGAUGCAGCUUUGUGCAAACCAGCUGACUUUUUUUACAAUAGAGUUGCUAGAGAGAUGUUCUGGUUUAGCUGUGGGCAGCUUCUUCAAAUAACUGUUGGAAAAAAAAAUCAAAGUCACGCUAUCAAGAAAAUUAACAUUUGCUGGAUUUGGGUUUUUGCCUAGAAUGGACUUCCAAAUUUUUGCCCUGGUGAUGUUGUUCCUGGCCUGCGUGGAGCAGAGCCUGGCCUCCUGCGUGGUGGACAGCUUCACAGUCAAAGAGGACUUUGAUCCCAAAAGAUAUGCUGGGAAAUGGUACGCUCUGCAGAAGAAAGAUCCCGAGGGUUUGUUCCUGCAGGACAACAUCUCUGCUGAAUACACUGUAGGAGAUGAUGGUGCCAUGGUGGCCUCUUCCAGGGGCAGAGUCACUCUCUUUGGGUUCUGGGUUGUGUGCGCCGACAUGGCUGCUCAGUACUCAGUGCCUGACCCCGGCAACCCUGGCAAGAUGUUCAUGAACUACCAGGGACUGGCCAGCUACCUGUCCAGCGGCGGUGACAACUACUGGGUCAUUGACACUGACUAUGACAACUAUGCCAUCACCUACGCCUGCCGCACCCUGAAGGAGGAUGGAAGCUGCGAGGAUGGCUAUGCCCUGGUCUUCUCCCGCAACCCCCGCGGCCUCCCCCCUGCCAUCCAGAGAGUCGUGCGCCAGAAACAAGAGGAAAUCUGCAUGGCCGGACAGUUCCAGCCUGUGCUGCAGUCCGGUAUGUACUCAGUCUUUCACAUUCAGUUAACAGAUAGUGAAACUGCCAUUUGACGCCCUGAUGCCAAAAAACUUCUAAAAAGUUGUAAAAUUAGAAGUAAAUGAAGAUGUACACACUCUUGUAUUCCUAGUAUUAUUCUAUAUUUUUUUUACUUGAAAUGUAGAAAAGAAAGGAAUUAGCUAAAUAAUUUGUUUAUCUAUAUUUUCCCUGUUUAUAUUUUAAUCUUUAAAUUCAAGGUAAAUGUUUCAAACUCUGUGCUACAUGUAAACUCAUCUAACACUUGUUGUUCUUCUUUCUCUAUUCAUAACAGGAGCUUGCUAAACUGGUCCUAAGCCUGAGUUUGUUGAGCAGCCCAUCUACUACACUGGAUUGAUCAUCCUGCCCAAGAUGAGGACAGAGCUCUUCUAAAAUACACUAAUAGGAGAAUAAUCCUGUUACACUUACGAUUUGCUAUGUUCCAAACAGAUAGGAGAGAAUCAAAUGCCCCCAUGAAAAAAUUUAAUCAACACUGCCAAGAUGAAAAUAUAUUUCCAACCAAAUCCAAUGAAAACUAUUAUCGGUUGAGUGAAUGUGAUGAUAGAAACCAACUGAGCGGUAUUGUCACAUUGAUGGGUAACAUCUGCACUAUGUAAUCAUUCUGUAAUGGUGACAAUAAAUUUUGUAAAGAAAUUUGCUGUUGUCUUUGUGUUUGUAAAAACAACUGUGUAAACAACCUAGACUGGUGAUCCAACCUUUACUUAUCUAGUGCACAAACACAUAUAAAACACAAUUAUAUAAAAAUCUGCAUCAUUUCAAGUAUACAAAAUAGAAUUUAACACAUUU
This is a messenger RNA of Lates calcarifer (barramundi perch), 4496 nucleotides long. Its product is annotated as purpurin. The transcript is spliced from 4 exons. Lineage: Eukaryota; Metazoa; Chordata; Actinopteri; Centropomidae. Gene Ontology annotation, molecular function: retinol transmembrane transporter activity; retinoid binding. The coding region runs from base 3098 to 3727 and encodes 209 amino acids. The record is from RefSeq and is a predicted model, not a curated record.